Haliotis rufescens (red abalone) is the source of this 7634-nucleotide messenger RNA. RefSeq lists its product as uncharacterized. The transcript has 33 exons. Bases 112 to 5988 code for a protein of 1958 amino acids. NCBI's taxonomy places the organism in Eukaryota, Metazoa, Mollusca, Gastropoda, Lepetellida, Haliotidae. The record is from RefSeq and is a predicted model, not a curated record.
GUACAGCUCACUCAAGAGAAAAUAGUGCGGGACUACUUUUGUGACGUCACUGGUUAGCAGGUAGAAGCGGGACAGAGAUAGCGUGCGUUGUGUGUUAGUUGAACGGGAAACAUGUCGAGGAUUAUAAUAGCAGCAGUUUGUGUUUUGUUUGCAGGCAUCAGCCAUGCACAAGAUAACCCAAGGUUUGACGUCGCUGGACCCGAUUACGUCAAAGAAGGAGAUGAGAUUAACUUGUCCUGCACGACAGAUGCAGACGUGCAGUUCAUGGCAUCAAAACAGCUGGCUAUUGUCCACAAGAACCUGGUAACCGAAACCGAGACGAUCAUUUCAGAGCAACAGAGUCUUCUUGUUACCCCAGCAGAAAAUUAUGAGAUCAAGCUUGAAAUGAUACCCAUUGUUCGUGUCACCCUCAAAAUAAAGUCAGCUACUGCUGCUGCUGACGGGGAAUACACAUGUCGCACACAGAAGACAGGGACCAGUGAUGCUCUAGAGUCAGCAACCAAGACGGUGGUUUUCCUCGGCAUCAGCCAUGCACAAGAUAACCCAAGGUUUGACGUCCCUGGACCCGAUUACGUCAAAGAAGGAGAUGAGAUUAACUUGUCCUGCACGACAGAUGCAAACGUGCAGUUCAUUGUAUCAAAACAGCUGGCUAUUGUCCACAAGAACCUGGUAACCGAAACCGAGACGAUCAUUUCAGAGCUACAGAUUCUUCUUGUUACCCAAGCAGAUAAUUAUGUGAUCAAGCUUGAAAUGAUACCCAUUGUUCGUGUCACCCUCAAAUUAAAGUCAGCUACUGCUGCUGCUGACGGGGAAUACACAUGUCGCACACAGAAGAGAGGGACCAGUGAUGCUCUAGAGUCAGCAACCAAGACGGUGGUUUUCCUCGGCAUCAGCCAUGCACAAGAUAACCCAAGGUUUGACGUCCCUGGACCCGAUUACGUCAAAGAAGGAGAGGAGAUUAACUUGUCCUGCACGACAGAUGCAGACGUGCAGUUCAUGGCAUCAAAACAGCUGGCUAUUGUCCACAAGAACCUGGUAACCGAAACCGAGACGAUCAUUUCAGAGCAACAACGUCUUCUUGUUACCCCAGCAGAUAAUUAUGUGAUCAAGCUUGAAAUGAUACCCAUUGUUCGUGUCACCCUCAAAAUAAAGUCAGCUACUGCUGCUGCUGACGGGGAAUACACAUGUCGCACACAGAAGACAGGGACCAGUGAUGCUCUAGAGUCAACAACCAAGACGGUGGUUUUCCUCGCUCCCGUGAGUGGCAUCAAGCUGACAGUUGAUGGGGAGGAAAAAGCUGAUGGAGUAACCGUAUCAUCGAAGUCUAAAAAACUGUCGGUGACAUGCGAGGCAAUGGGUUCCAACCCAGCACCAGUCAUUUAUAUAAUGGCAGGUGACCAGCAUAUUAACACGGGCGAUGUCACAGCUAUCUUGGACAAGGACGGAAACACAGAAAGACGGUCAUACAAGGCUAUGGUCAGCUUUGAGCUGGACUUUGAUCACAGACUGUUCAAUAAGGUACUCAAGUGCCAUGCUGAACCGGACCUUCCGGAGGGCGUGACCAUGGAAAGCGGAGACCAGACGGUCAGCGUCACCCUUGAAGGGAUUGUAGACAAACCAAUGGUUGCAUGCAGCAACAAGACUGCCAGUGCCAAUGACCGCCGAGUGAUCCUCACUUGCUUUGUGUCCAAGAUCCCUGCAGUGAAGUCAGUCAUGUUUAAUGUUGGCAACCGACAUCUGCUGUAUCCUGGCAACCAGACAAAAUCUCUCACAGAAGUCGUACAAAAGGAUUUUAAUGCCACUCACAAUGAAGUGAUACUGAAGUUCUUCGAGAUGGAGGAGUGGCACUUCACAGCCAACAUCUACCUGGAUGUGAAAGGAUUAGAUGAUCAAGUGUUCCAGUAUCCAGUGUAUUUGAUAAGAGGCAUCAGCCAUGUACAAGAUAACCCAAGGUUUGACGUCACUGGACCCGAUUACGUCAAAGAAGGAGAUGAGAUUAACUUGUCCUGCACGACAGAUGCAGACGUGCAGUUCAUGGCAUCAAAACAGCUGGCUAUUGUCCACAAGAACCUGGUAACCGAAACCGAGACGAUCAUUUCAGAGCAACAACGUCUUCUUGUUUCCCCAGCAGAUAAUUAUGUGAUCAAGUUUGAAAUGAUACCUAUUGUUCGUGUCAUCCUCAAAAUAAAGUCAGCUACUGCUGCUGCUGACGGGGAAUACACAUGUCGCACACAGAAGAGAGGGACCAGUGAUGCUCUAGAGUCAGCAACCAAGACGGUGGUUUUCCUCGGCAUCAGCCAUGCACAAGAUAACCCAAGGUUUGACGUCACUGGACCCGAUUACGUCAAAGAAGGAGAUGAGAUUAACUUGUCCUGCACGACAGAUGCAGACGUGGAGUUUAUGGCAUCAAAACAGCUGGCUAUUGUCCACAAGAACCUGGUAACCGAAACCGAGACGAUCAUUUCAGAGCAAAUGAGUAUUCUUGUUACCCCAGCAGAUAAUUAUAUGAUCAAGCUUGAAAUCAUACCCAUUGUUCGUGUCACCCUCAAAAUAAAGUCAGCUACUGCUGCUGCUGACGGGGAAUACACAUGUCGCACACAGAAGACAGAGACCAGUGAUGCUCUAGAGUCAGCAACCAAGACGGUGGUUUUCCUCGCUCCCGUGAGUGGCAUCGAGCUGACAGUUGAUGGGGAGGAAAAAGCUGAUGGAGUAACCGUAUCAUCGAAGUCUAAAACACUGUCAGUGACAUGUGAGGCAAUGGGUUCCAACCCAGCACCAGUCAUUCAUUUAAUGGCAGGUGACCAGCAUCUUAACACGGGCGAUGUCACCGUCAUCUUGGACAAGGACGGAAACACAGAAAGACGGUCAUACAAGGCCGCGGUCAUCUAUGAGCUGGACUUUGAUCACAGACUGUUCAAUAAGGUACUCAAGUGCCAUGCUGAACCGGACCUUCCGGAGGGCGUGACCAUGGAAAGCGGAGACCAGACGGUCACCGUCACCCUUGAAGGGAUUGUAGACAAACCAAUGGUUGCAUGCAGCAACAAGACUGCCAGUGCCAAUGACCGCCGAGUGAUCCUCACUUGCUUUGUGUCCAAGAUCCCUGCAGUGAAGUCAGUCAUGUUUAAUGUUGGCAACCGACAUCUGCUGUAUCCUGGCAACCAGACAAAAUCUCUCACAGAAGUCGUACAAAAGGAUUUUAAUGCCACUCACAAUGAAGUGAUACUGAAGUUCUUCGAGAUGGAGGAGUGGCACUUCACAGCCAACAUCUACCUGGAUGUGAAAGGAUUAAAUGAUCAAGUGUUCCAGUAUCCAGUGUAUUUGAUAAGAGGCAUCAGCCAUGUACAAGAUAACCCAAGGUUUGACGUCACUGGACCCGAUUACGUCAAAGAAGGAGAUGAGAUUAACUUGUCCUGCACGACAGAUGCAGACGUGCAGUUCAUGGCAUCAAAACAGCUGGCUAUUGUCCACAAGAACCUGGUAACCGAAACCGAGACGAUCAUUUCAGAGCAACAACGUCUUCUUGUUUCCCCAGCAGAUAAUUAUGUGAUCAAGUUUGAAAUGAUACCUAUUGUUCGUGUCAUCCUCAAAAUAAAGUCAGCUACUGCUGCUGCUGACGGGGAAUACACAUGUCGCACACAGAAGAGAGGGACCAGUGAUGCUCUAGAGUCAGCAACCAAGACGGUGGUUUUCCUCGGCAUCAGCCAUGCACAAGAUAACCCAAGGUUUGACGUCACUGGACCCGAUUACGUCAAAGAAGGAGAGGAGAUUAACUUGUCCUGCACGACAGAUGCAGACGUGCAGUUCAUGGCAUCAAAACAGCUGGCUAUUGUCCACAGGAACCUGGUAACCGAAACCGAGACGAUCAUUUCAGAGCAACAGAGUCUUCUUGUUUCCCCAGCAGAUAAUUAUGUGAUCAAGUUUGAAAUGAUACCUAUUGUUCGUGUCAUCCUCAAAAUAAAGUCAGCUACUGCUGCUGCUGACGGGGAAUACACAUGUCGCACACAGAAGAGAGGGACCAGUGAUGCUCUAGAUUCAGCAACCAAGACGGUGGUUUUCCUCGGCAUCAGCCAUGCACAAGAUAACCCAAGGUUUGACGUCACUGGACCCGAUUACGUCAAAGAAGGAGAGGAGAUUAACUUGUCCUGCACGACAGAUGCAGACGUGCAGUUCAUGGCAUCAAAACAGCUGGCUAUUGUCCACAGGAACCUGGUAACCGAAACCGAGACGAUCAUUUCAGAGCAACAGAGUCUUCUUGUUUCCCCAGCAGAUAAUUAUGUGAUCAAGUUUGAAAUGAUACCUAUUGUUCGUGUCAUCCUCAAAAUAAAGUCAGCUACUGCUGCUGCUGACGGGGAAUACACAUGUCGCACACAGAAGAGAGGGACCAGUGAUGCUCUAGAGUCAGCAACCAAGACGGUGGUUUUCCUCGGCAUCAGCCAUGCACAAGAUAACCCAAGGUUUGACGUCACUGGACCCGAUUACGUCAAAGAAGGAGAGGAGAUUAACUUGUCCUGCACGACAGAUGCAGACGUGCAGUUCAUGGCAUCAAAACAGCUGGCUAUUGUCCACAGGAACCUGGUAACCGAAACCGAGACGACCAUUUCAGAGCAACAGAGUCUUCUUGUUUCCCCAGCAGAUAAUUAUGUGAUCAAGUUUGAAAUGAUACCUAUUGUUCGUGUCAUCCUCAAAAUAAAGUCAGCUACUGCUGCUGCUGACGGGGAAUACACAUGUCGCACACAGAAGAGAGGGACCAGUGAUGCUCUAGAGUCAGCAACCAAGACGGUGGUUUUCCUCGGCAUCAGCCAUGCACAAGAUAACCCAAGGUUUGACGUCACUGGACCCGAUUACGUCAAAGAAGGAGAGGAGAUUAACUUGUCCUGCACGACAGAUGCAGACGUGCAGUUCAUGGCAUCAAAACAGCUGGCUAUUGUCCACAGGAACCUGGUAACCGAAACCGAGACGAUCAUUUCAGAGCAACAGAGUCUUCUUGUUUCCCCAGCAGAUAAUUAUGUGAUCAAGUUUGAAAUGAUACCUAUUGUUCGUGUCAUCCUCAAAAUAAAGUCAGCUACUGCUGCUGCUGACGGGGAAUACACAUGUCGCACACAGAAGAGAGGGACCAGUGAUGCUCUAGAGUCAGCAACCAAGACGGUGGUUUUCCUCGGCAUCAGCCAUGCACAAGAUAACCCAAGGUUUGACGUCACUGGACCCGAUUACGUCAAAGAAGGAGAGGAGAUUAACUUGUCCUGCACGACAGAUGCAGACGUGCAGUUCAUGGCAUCAAAACAGCUGGCUAUUGUCCACAGGAACCUGGUAACCGAAACCGAGACGAUCAUUUCAGAGCAACAGAGUCUUCUUGUUUCCCCAGCAGAUAAUUAUGUGAUCAAGUUUGAAAUGAUACCUAUUGUUCGUGUCAUCCUCAAAAUAAAGUCAGCUACUGCUGCUGCUGACGGGGAAUACACAUGUCGCACACAGAAGAGAGGGACCAGUGAUGCUCUAGAGUCAGCAACCAAGACGGUGGUUUUCCUCGGCAUCAGCCAUGCACAAGAUAACCCAAGGUUUGACGUCACUGGACCCGAUUACGUCAAAGAAGGAGAGGAGAUUAACUUGUCCUGCACGACAGAUGCAGACGUGCAGUUCAUGGCAUCAAAACAGCUGGCUAUUGUCCACAGGAACCUGGUAACCGAAACCGAGACGACCAUUUCAGAGCAACAGAGUCUUCUUGUUUCCCCAGCAGAUAAUUAUGUGAUCAAGUUUGAAAUGAUACCUAUUGUUCGUGUCAUCCUCAAAAUAAAGUCAGCUACUGCUGCUGCUGACGGGGAAUACACAUGUCGCACACAGAAGAGAGGGACCAGUGAUGCUCUAGAGUCAGCAACCAAGACGGUGGUUUUCCUCGUUUCUGCUGCUCAAGAUUUGAAUGGUGCAACUUCCCUGACAGGGACCACAACUCUGUCCAUUGUGUGCCUGCUCGCUGGAGUGCUACAGAAAGUGUGAUGAGCUUCUGAGAUUAUACAACAAUAAGAGUAGGGAAAUAUGAAGCUGCAAGUGCUGAAGAGGCAACAGCAAGUCCAGAUUAACUUGACCUCCCCACCACUCAAGCCUGCAGACAGCUGACAAUAUUACUUGGCUGUAUGAUAUAUCAAAAGUAACACAUCCUUAACUCUAUCAUCAAUUCCUGUUUAGGAAGUUCGUCCCUCCGGACCCCAACGCAUUCCUAGUUAACACUAACACAUUUUUAUUUAACCCCACGCAACGCCCUCCCUAAACACCACAUAUUUUAAGUGCUAGGACAGUUGCGAAUUUAUAUUUCUACGUGUGUCUACCCCAUACAUCCCCAGACUGUCUUCACACCCAUCCUCAGCCCUCGCCCAAACCUAAAUAUAUACUCAACUACAUUCAAAAGGGCACACUUGCACUUCGUUGUUGUGUUAUGUGUACGUUUAAGAAGGAUGCUGUAUUUAUAUACACUAUUUUGUCUGAAAGGAAAUUGUUUUGUAUAAUCGUGUACGGCCUCCACCUCAGACAAGUGCUAUUAUAGAAUUAGAGAAUACAAACAGCCCCACACUUGCAACCUACCUCAGAUUCGAUGGGGUGGGGGAGUGUGGCCUGUGUUACAGCAGUGGGAUACCAUGUAUAUUCGCGUGCAUGUUGGUCUGGCGUAAUGCUCAGUGUACCUGUAGAUAGGUUGUCAUUGUAACCGUGUAAUGCAAGAAAAGCUAUCUCCCUUUCACUGAGGUCAAAAUAUGUCUUAUUUUGUUAUGUAAACUAUACUUUUAUGCAACAUUCAUACAUUCCAUUCCUCCAGGACUGAAGGAGUUAUAAGUCCACAGUUGGAUUGCAGUGGAAGGGAGGUAACUCUCUGGGUGUAGCAACAACAUUCGCUGAUGUGUAUGAGACUAUUUUGAAAGCAGCCAGUUGAACAACCCUAACCCUGGCAGUCAGUGGGCCUCACACAUUAUAUGGGAGUUUAUUGUCUGCUUUUUAUAGUGUUAAGAAUUAAAAGUUUUUUCAACAAUGAUGUAUACUAUAUGUGUGACUCAUGGAUAAAUAGAAACAAUAUCUAUCUACCUGGCUUUGUAGUGAUUUUUUUAGAAAAAACACACUAGUUUUCCUUCUGGCUUCAAUCUUACACGCGUCUUAAAGGGUAAAUGCUUCCAACCUCUUUCCCAUGUUCAGCUGUGUGGAGCAGUGAUAAAAUUGAUUAAAAUACUCAAAAAAAGAGGACUCUGGUCCAGGAUAUAUUGACUGAAAAAAAAUAAUUUCUCUUUUGGUAAAAAAAUAUAGGAGUACAAAAUGAAAGCGCAAAGUCUUUAAUUGCUGGAUGGCAGAUAAUAUUUUGUAUCCUUUUGGACAACGGGCUGGGCUGUCCUUGACUCUGCAGUAUGAUAUGCUCUUCCAGACCCCUCUAUGCUGGGGGGGGGGGGGGGAUAUGGGUGCAUGCACACGCUCACUGUAUUCUCGGACAGGUACGUGCAAGACAGGAUGUGAUGCUUAGAGGUUGUGGCAGGUUUGAACCAUCCAUUGUAAAUUUUACAACGACUGUGAUUGGCCAAACCCUAACUUGUAGAAUCAUCUAGACUGUUGCUGUCUUCUGUUGUCAUAGACACAUCAUGUUGUAAUAAAGAUUUUUACAGCUUCCA